AUGUCCGCCAAACGAAUCGCCCUCAUAACAGGCGCCAACACCGGCAUCGGCUACGAGACCAUCAAAGCGCUCCUCUCCUCCGACAGAUCCUACCACAUUCUUGUCGGAUCCAGAUCCACGGAGAAGGGUGCGGCGGCCGCCAAGCAACUCCGCGACGACGUCCCCUCCAAGGCGAGCACCCUCGAAGUAGUCCAGAUCGACGUCGACAGCGAUGAAUCGAUCGCCAGCGCUUUUGAGCUAGUCCGGUCAAAGCAUGGCCGUCUAGAUUACCUGGUGAACAAUGCUGGUAAGAUCAUAAACGUGUUCGUAUCCUUGAAGACGCUUUGA
Molecule: messenger RNA, 327 nt
Organism: Colletotrichum aenigma
Lineage: Eukaryota; Fungi; Ascomycota; Sordariomycetes; Glomerellales; Glomerellaceae
Gene: tropE-5
Product: Short-chain dehydrogenase/reductase tropE
Exons: 1
Coding region: 1-327 (108 amino acids)
Source: RefSeq, a predicted model, not a curated record